AUGUUUUUGUCCGAGUACUCUUGGCCCACUUUGCUUAAUUGCUAUCGCUCAUCCUGUUUUUUGUUUGCGUUGCUCUUCCUCGCCCGCCUUUUUAUCCACCUUUGGGAAUUGCCAUCGCUCAUCGUGUUUUUGUCCGUGUCCUCUUUGCUCACUUUAGUAAUUACCAUCGCUCACCCUGUUUUUUCGAGUCCUCUUGGCCCACCUUGCCCACUUUGGAAAUUGCCAUCGCUCAUCCUGUUUUUGUUCGACAACUCUUGGCCCACUUUAGUAAUUGCCAUCGCUCAUCGUGUUUUGUUCGAGUCCUCUUGGCCCACCUUGCUAAUUGCCAUCGUUCAUCCUGUUUUUUUUUGUGUCCUCUUGGUCCACCUUGCUAAUUGUCAUUGCUCAACCUGUUUUUGUUCGUGUCCUCUUGUCCGACUCUAUUUAUUGCCAUCGCUCAUUGUGUUUUUGUUCGUGUCCUCUUGUCCCUCUCUAUUUAUUGCCAUCGCUCAUUGUGUUUUUGUUCGUGUCCUCUUGUCCCACUCUAUUUAUUGCCAUCGCUCAUUGUGUUUUUGUUCGUGUCCUCUUGUCCCACUCUAUUUAUUGCCAUCGCUCAUUGUGUUUUUGUUCGUGUCCUCUUGUCCCUCUUUUAUUGCCAUCAUCGCUCAUUGUGUUUUUGUUCGUGUCCUCUUGUCCCUCUCUAUUUAUUGCCAUCGCUCAUUGUGUUUUUUGUUCGUGUCCCUCUUGUCCCGCUCUUUAUUUAUUGCCAUCGCUCAUUGUGUUUUUUUUCGUGUCCUCUUUGUCCCUCUUGUCCACUCUAUUUAUUGCCAUCGCUCAUUGUGUUUUGUUCGUGUCCUCUUGUCCCUCUCUAUUUAUUGCCAUCGCUCAUUGUGUUUUUGUUCGUGUCCUCUUGUCCCCUCCAUCUAUUUAUUGCCAUCGCUCAUUGUGUUUUUGUUUUAUGUCCUCUUGUCCCUCUUUAUUUAUUGCCAUCGCUCAUUGUGUUUUUUGUUCGUGUCCUCUUGUCCCUCUAUUUAUUGCCAUCGCUCAUUGUGUUUUUGUUCGUGUCCUCUUGUCCCUCUCUUUUAUUACCAUCGCUCAUUGUUUUUUGUUCGUGUCCUCUUGUCCCUCUAUUUAAUGCCAUCGCUCAUUGUGUUUUUGUUCGUGUCCUCUUGUCCCAGCAAAUAUUUUUUCUGCCCUCGCUCAAUAUCCCCAUUUUUUUUUGUUCGUGUCCUCUUGUCCCAUUCUAUUAUUGCCAUCGCUCAUUGUGUUUUUGUUCUCUAUUUAUUGCCCUCGCUCAUUGUGUUUUUUGUUCGUGUCCUCUUGUCCCCCUCCCUAUUUGUUGCCAUCUCAUUUUUGUUUUUGUUUCUGUCCUCUUGUCCCUCUCUAUUUAUUGCCAUCGCUCAUUGUGUUUUUGUUCGUGUCCUCUUGUCCCUCUAUUUCUUUCGCUCAUUAUUGCCAUCGCUCAUUGUGUUUUUGUUCGUGUCCUCUUGUCCCAAUUUAUUGCCAUCGCUCAUUGUGCUUUUUAUUUCGUGUCCUCUUGUCCCUCUAUUUUAUUGCCAUUUAUUAUUCAUUUCACGCUUGUCCCCUUUCUUUUCUUUCGCUCAUUGUGUUUUUAUUCGUGUCCUCUUGUCCCUCUAUUUAAUGCCAUCGCUCAUUGUGUUUUUUGUUCGUGUCCUCUUGUCCCUCCCAUCGCUCAUUGUGUUUUUUUCGUGUCCUCUUGUCCCCUCUUAUUUAUUGCCAUCGCUCAUUUAUUGCCAUCGCUCAUUGUGUUUUUGUUCGUGUCCUCUUGUCCCCUCCUAUUUAAUGCCAUCGCUCAUUGUGUUUUUUUGUUCGUUUCCUCUUGUCCCUCUUUCUUCGCUUUCUGUUUUGUUCAAAGUCUCUAUUUGUGUUUUUUGUUUUUUCAUCUUGUCCCUCUAUUUAUUACCAUCGCUCAUUGUGUUUUUGUUCGUGUCCUCUUGUCCCUCUCUAUUUUCCCAUGUCCUCUUGUCCCUCUGUUGUUGCCAUCGCUCAUUGUUUUUUUUCGUGUCCUCUUGUCCCUCUCUUUGUUAUUGCCAUCGCUCAUUGUGUUUUUGUUCGUGUCCUCUUGUCCCCUCCUCUAUUUAUUGCCAUCGCUCAUUGUGUUUUUUAUUUCGUGUCCUCUUGUCCCCUCUCUUUCUAUUUAUUUUAAUGCCAUCGCUCAUUGUGUUUUGUUCGUGUCCUCUUGUCCCUUUUUUUGAUUUAUUUAUUGCCAUCGCUCAUUGUGUUUUUUUGUUCGUGUCCUCUUGUCCCUCUCUAUUUAAUUGCCAUCGCUCAUUGUGUUUUGUUCGUGUCCUCUUGUCCCCUCUUUUUAUUGCCCUCGCUCAUUGUUUUUUGUCUCUCUUGUCCCUCUCUUUUAUUGCCAUCGCUCAUUGUGUUUUUUUGUUCGUGUCCUCUUGUCCCUCUAUUUAUUGCCAUCGCUCAUUGUGUUUUUGUUCGUGUCCUCUUGUCCCUCUCUAUUUAUUGCCAUCGCUCAUUGUGUUUUUUCGUGUCCUCUUGUCCCUCUCAUUUUGUUUUUUUCAUCGCUAUUGUGUUUUUUGUUCGUAUCCUCUUGUCCCAUUAUUUAUUGCCAUCGCUCAUUGUGUUUUUGUUCGUGUCCUCUUGUCCCUCUUAUUUCAUGCCAUCGCUCAUUGUGUUUUUUGUUCGUGUCCUCUUGUCCCAUCUCAUUUAUUGCCAUCGCUUUGUGUUUUUUUCAUGUUCGUGUCCCCUCUUUUAAUGCCAUCGUUUCCCUCUUGUCCCUCUAUUUAUUGCCAUCGCUCAUUGUGUUUUUUGUUCGUUUCCUCUUGUCCCUCUCUAUUUAUUGCCAUCGCUCAUUGUGUUUUUUUUCGUGUCCUCUUGUCCCCUCUAUUUAUUGCCAUCGCUCAUUUGUGUUUUUGUUCGUGUCCUCUUGUCCCUCUAUUUAUUGCCAUCGCUCAUUGUGUUUUUUUUCAUGUCCUCUUGUCCCACUCUAUUUAUUGCCAUCGCUCAUUUAUGUUUUUGUUUCGUGUCCUCUUGUCCCUCUCAUUUAUUUUAUUCGCUCAUUGUGUUUUUUUUUUUAAAUUCGUGUCCUUUGUCCCUCUCUCUAUUUAUUGCCAUCGCUCAUUGUGUUUUUUUCGUGUCCUCUUGUCCCUCUAUUUAUUGCCAUCGCUCAUUGUGUUUUUGUUCGUGUCCUCUUGUCCCUCUCUUUUAUUGCCAUCGCUCAUUGUGUUUUUGUUCGUGUCCUCUGUCCCUCUAUUUAUUGCCAUCGCUCAUUGUGUUUUUGUUCGUGUCCUCUUGUCCCCUCUAUUUAAUUGCCAUCGCUCAUUGUGUUUUUGUUCAAAUUUAAUGCCAUCGCUCAUUGUGUUUUUGUUCGUGUCCUCUUGUCCCUCUAUUUAUUGCCCUCGCUCAUCUUGUUUUUGUUCGUGUCCUCUUGUCCCACUCUAUUUAUUGCCAUCGCUCAUUGUGUUUUUGUUCGUGUCCUCUUGUCCCACUCUAUUUAUUGCCAUCGCUCAUUGUGUUUUUGUUCGUGUCCUCUUGUCCCACUCUAUUUAA
Messenger RNA from Acanthosepion pharaonis, 3504 nucleotides. NCBI's taxonomy places the organism in Eukaryota, Metazoa, Mollusca, Cephalopoda, Sepiida, Sepiidae. The record is from the annotation of a GenBank genome assembly.